UGUGACCUCCCUUCCUCCUCCUCCUCCUCCAGCCCGGGGCUCGCUCCUCCCUGCCCGAGAGCUGCGGCGGCGGGGCCCGGUGGGUGCAGAGCGAGCCCGGGGGAGCGAGCCCGGCCCGGCCCGGCCCCGCACCAUGGCCUGGACCAAGUACCAGCUCUUCCUGGCCGGCCUCAUGCUGCUCACCGGCUCCAUCAACACCCUCUCGGCCAAAUGGGCUGACAACUUCACCGCGGGGGGCUGCGGCGGGAGUGCAGAGCACAGCUUCCAGCAUCCCUUCCUCCAGGCCGUGGGAAUGUUCCUGGGCGAAUUCUCCUGCCUGGCUGCCUUCUACAUCCUGCUCUGCAGGGACCGGCAGAGAGCAGAGCCCAGCCUGGCCCCCGCGCAGCCCUUCAACCCGCUGCUUUUCCUGCCCCCGGCGCUGUGUGACAUGACUGGGACCAGCAUCAUGUAUGUGGCCCUGAACAUGACCAGCGCCUCCAGCUUCCAGAUGCUGCGCGGGGCGGUGAUCAUCUUCACCGGGCUGCUCUCGGUGGCCUUCCUGGGCCGCAAGCUGGUGCCAAGCCAGUGGCUGGGGAUCCUGGUCACCAUGGCCGGGCUGGUGGUGGUCGGGCUGGCGGACAUGCUCGGCACCCGCGACGAGACGCACAAGCUGAGCGAGGUCAUCACAGGUGACCUGCUCAUCAUCAUGGCCCAGGUGAUCGUCGCCAUUCAGAUGGUGCUGGAGGAGAAGUUCAUCUACAAACACGACGUGCACCCGCUGCGGGCCGUCGGCACGGAGGGUUUCUUCGGCUUCGUCAUCCUGUCCCUGCUUCUGAUCCCCAUGUACUACAUCCCGGCGGGCAACUUUGGCGGCAACCCGCGGCAGGUGCUGGAGGACACGCUGGAUGCCUUCUGCCAGAUCGGCCGCCAGCCCCUCAUUGCCCUGGCCCUGGCGGGCAACAUCAGCAGCAUCGCCUUCUUCAACUUCGCUGGCAUCAGCGUCACCAAGGAGAUCAGCGCCACCACCCGCAUGGUGCUGGACAGCCUGCGCACCGUGGUCAUCUGGGCCGUCAGCCUGGCCGUGGGCUGGGAGACCUUCCACGGCCUGGAGAUCCUGGGGUUUCUCAUCCUCCUGACUGGCGCCGCCCUCUACAACGGCCUGCACCAGCCCCUGCUCGCCAGGCUGCCCUGGCGCCAGCCCCCGGCGGGUGCCCUGGGCUCUGAGGCCGAGAGGGAGAAUCUGCUGGGAGGAGAGAGGGCACCGAUCAACGGGGACAGCUGAGGAGCCGGACUCCAUGGGGUAUGGACGCCAGAUCCCAGCACCCCUUCAUCCCCUGGCACGGGCUGGGACACCGGAGCCCGCCUCUCUGUACUCUGUUGGCUCUCCUGGGCCUCAGGCGUUCUGGACAUGGCUCCUCGGGGGCUCGAUCCAGCUCCUCCGGGAUGGGAGGUGGGAUUCGGAGAGUGAAGGUCACUAGAGGUGCUCCCCUUCCCUAUUAAAAUGCCUCUGCCCAUCCCCCGAGGAGGCCCUGCCAUGCCACUGGCGCACCUGGGUUAUCCACCCCUUUCUCCCAGGAGGUUGCAGUGACAUCCUGUUCUGUGGGUCCCCCCCUUCUCCCCUGACUGCACGACCCAGGGCUGUGCCAGGAUGGGUUUAUGGACCAGCACCGGCGAAUGCACAUCAGACCGAUGCUGGGAGCUGCUGCCUCUGAAGGAGAGACCUGGGCUCAGGGCCAGGCAUGCAUUUAUUGGUGUCCUUCAUCGGGGGGCAUCUUUACCUUCUCCCCUGCCCCCCAAGGAGGAGGACUUGCUCUACCCACCUAGUUCCUGCUCCACCUGCAGUGUCUAACCGUGUAACUGGAGGAAACCGUUCUGCCAGGCUGGUGGGACAGGCCCACGACCCCUCUUCUGCGCCGCUUGCAGAUGGAGCCUGGCGGAGCAUUGGUUACGGCCGUAAACCCUGGAAGCUCUUUGCCUUGGCCGUCUCCUUACACAGAGCUGAAGCCGUCUGCAGGGUGGGGCCCUGUUUGCUGCACCCAGGGUGGCAUUGGGGGAUUUUAAUGCUGCCCGUUGCCUCCACCGGCCCCUGGGUGCUGGGCUACUGGGGGCCCGUAGAGCAUAGGUGGGGGGCGGGGGCGUGCUGUGCCAUGUGCAGUAAAGUGUGCAAUUCCACAUGUGCAUGCAAGGCGUGACCUUGUGCAAACAGCGUUUGCAAGGUCACACGGGGCGCAGGGGGCCAUUUUGUUCUACAAAAUGGCGUCCUCCCUGCGGGGGCUGGGUGGAAUUGGCCGUAGGGCUGGAGCACGCAGCGUGUACAUAGGCAGCAGGCCCCGGGGGGCUGGUUCACUCCCUGCUCCCUCUGUUGAUGGGACGCUCCGUGGGCUGUCACGCCAGGCAGGGAGCAAUCGAAACUGCUGGACUCACACCAGCCAGGGCGGUCGCUGCCUUACUCACCCUGCAGCGGGGGAGAUACAGGCCUGGCUUGGGGGGGCGCAUGAUGCCAGGGGUUGGGGAGAAGCCUGGGCCUUGUCUCCCUCUUACUGGAAUCGAUCACCCCCCUGCUGGGGCUUCCUCGGCCUGCUGCAGUCAGGGUUGUUCUCUGUUCCCAGCCGUGGCUGGGCCUGCUAGCCAGCUUCCCCCUCCUCCCCUGCAGACCUGAGCCUUUACAAAGGCUCUCCAGUCCCUCAGAGUGCUUGAACUGGCCCCGGGCCUCGCCAUGAGGCACCUCCCCGUGCCCGUCCUGAUUGCUUUCCCUGCCCCUUCCCGUGCAGGAGGGAGGUGGUCCCCUUUCAGAGCCACCGUGCCUGUAUUCCCCCUUUGGCGAGGAUGCCCACUCUCAGCCCCCAGGCUGCUACCGCUCUGGGAUGGAGACCCCCCUCUCCCUCCCUUCUGACCAGGGUUCCCUGGGUUGUGCCCAGCACAGGCAGGCUGCCCGGGCAGGCCUGCUUGCUUUCGCCUCCGAGCCGGUUCCCAGCGACUGCCGUAGGUCUGGCAACCCCACAGCACUUCCUCCGCUGGGCUGUUUUAUGGUUCAGGUAAAGGCACCGCAGAGAAACCAUUACAAGACCCUGUAUGCACAGCUUACCCCACCCCUCACAUGGGCUCUGGGUCCUUCACCCUCACAUGGGCUCUGGGUCCUUCACCCCCACACUCCAGGGGUUUCGGUGUGGUGUCUAGCUCGUCACAGCUUCAGCUCACCCCAAGCACCCCGUCUUACGGGGCCUGGUCCUCCCACCCCUUCCUUGAGGAUUGGGGCCCGCUGUGGACCAGAGGUCCUAUCUGGGCUGGCUCAGGGGGAAGGCCCUGUGUACCUUUAAAACCCGGCUAUUUAUCCAGAAAUCCUUUCUUUGGCCCCUGGAGAAGGGAGUUCGAACUUGGCUUGUGUUUCUCCCCGGGGGCUGGCUUCAAAGGGCUGAUACCCGGAGGAAUUCGGGUAGCAUCCCCCUUCCAGCUGCACAAUUGCACGUUUAACACAAUGGGCCCCGUGGUAUUAACGUUUAACUCACUCCAGUAACGUGAAUCUGACUUCCCCAAGGCUUGUCCAGGAUACUGCAGAACAGGGACAGGCCGUAGGGAGCUGAACAGGUGGUGAGCCUGGGUUCUCUCUCUUGGCUCUCCUCUGCAUUUCUCCUCCCCAGCUCGCUAAUUCCCUCCUUCCCAUGCACCCUCCCAACCUCCAAUAAAAUUCCAAACUUUUCUCCCUUACACAAUGGAGUAAAGGCAGCCCCAUCUCUCUCCCUCUAUCACUGGCAUGUGCCCCCUCUGCCCACCCGCUUUCCUGUUCUGUUUGCAGGGCUCAGGCCAAGUGUGCACCACCUGGCUUCUGCCACCAGGCCAUGAGCUGAUCUGCCCGGUUGUAGUGCAUGCAGGGUGGGAUCCUCCAUCCCCAGGCCCCAGUCAGCUCUGGUAGCUGAUUUCCUUCCAGGUAGCCAGCUGCGUGCAAUCCCCUACAGACACCCUCCACCCCCCGCAUGGCAGCACCAUGGCAGACACUGGGACCGAGAGGGCCGUGCCUGUAUUUGGGGCUGCUAUGAUGGAUGUCACAUCCCCCAAACCUUCCAGCUUCAUGGACAUGCGCACUUCCAGCGCAUCCACCGAGAGAGGAGGGGGGCAAGUGACUUGGGACAAGAGGGGAAGAGAAGCUGUAUGCAGGGCCUGCUGGGCUCCUAUGAUGUGGAACUGCAGCCCGGAGAAACUAGCAUCCGUGGCGCCGAUGCUGAGGCAAAGCACCGUCUGGCUGGGUUGGCAGAGAUGCCCCCCGUUAGCCUGCAGAGGUGCCAUGCCCUGUGUGCCUUGGCUGGACAGGGCACUGGUGCUGCGGCCUCAUGCCACCACCUGGGGGCACUGCACACAGCCUUCAGCAGGCGCUCAGAUGUCAGGGUGAUGGGUGGCUGUUGAAGACCCUAGGAUGGAGGCUGCAGCAGAGGGUCCGGGAAUGUCCCAUGCAAUGCAAUGCUCUGCACGGCAGUGUCUGGGGCCCUUUCCCUGUAUCAGGGACCCCCACCCCCAUCUGCUGCAGGCGGUGCUCCCAAUCCAACACCACUUUCCUCCCAGGAAGAAGCAUGGGGAGGUCAUGACAGAGAGCUGGGGGCUUGGGCUUCUUUGUAGAGCUGUGGGGAAAUGCACCCCUGUGUGCAAUGGCUCAUGGGGGGGGGGGAUUUGGCCCUGGGGAGAGGGCCAAAGGAAGGCAGAUGCACAAAUUAAGUCCUGCUUACAGGGAUGAAGUGAGAGUUGGGUGCUGCCUUGGCCUUGCACUGGCCCUCGAUGCAGGGCUGAAUUCCUCCCCUUCCCCAUGGAGGAACCCCGUCUCUAGGUGAAGGGGGGACUUCUCCACUGACCCACAAGAAGGUGCCCCUGCCAUGCCACAUAGCCCCCUUCUCCUAGGAACUCGCUCUGCAGUGUCUGUAACUCAACAAUUCACACAUGCAGGCAAUGGAGCUUACUGGGGUGGUGCUUGGAGUGUCUCCUGUCAGGAUUGUGGCCCUGUUACGCUAGGUGCUGUACAGAUCCUUAGGGAGAGAGAGCCCCUGGCCUGAAGUGCUCAUGCACUAAGUAUAAGAUAGGCAGCAGGUGAAUACAAUGAUCAGGAUGAGUAAGGAAACCACAAGUUGAUUAGAGGAAGGAUUGCUGAGGGGUUUGGAAGACAGGAGUUCAAGUCUUCAUUCUGACAUAGAUUCCCUGCAUGCACUUGAUAUACACUUAGCCUUUCUGUGCCUCAGUUUCCCCUUUGCAAAAUAGGAGUGAUUACGCCCUACCUCACGUUUCAGUACAGCAAAGAUUGUGCACUUGUGUUUCGGUUUAAAGAUCAUAAGAUACUCCAGUGCCAUGGUGGUGGGAGCCCUAUAAAAUACGUAGGCUUGGAAGGGUUAGAUUUAUGUCAGGAAACAUCAGUUUCACCAGACUCACACAAACUGAGCAAACAAUGUUUUCAUCAGUCAUCAAAAUGUACACAUAGUCACAGUAAGAAAAAUGCUGCUUGAAAACUUUCAAUUAGAGUGAAAAUCCAGCGCUUCAGAGUUUUGAAUUAGGCUGGUUACAAGUGGCCACGCGAACGAACAAUAAAACCAGAUUUGCUUGGGUGAUUUCAGGAUUGUUUCGAUGUGUAUUUUGACAUGUGGCAUUGACAAUUUGGGUCUGAACAGUUUAUACAGCUUUCACUUCUUUAAUCUUGCUAUUAACUGACAUUAAAUAAUUGCUGGCCCCUCCCUCCCCCCCAUGAUUUCCCACAACUAUGAACCUUUAAAUUGAUAAACAUCAAAAAAUGCUUCAGAAUAAAACAGAGAUUAGCCACCGAAACUACAAAAAUAAAAAUUAAAUUCU
Chrysemys picta bellii (western painted turtle) is the source of this 5799-nucleotide messenger RNA. RefSeq names its product solute carrier family 35 member F6 (gene SLC35F6). Gene Ontology annotation, molecular function: transmembrane transporter activity. Gene Ontology annotation, cellular component: intracellular membrane-bounded organelle; membrane. The record is from RefSeq and is a predicted model, not a curated record. Gene Ontology annotation, biological process: transmembrane transport. Lineage: Eukaryota; Metazoa; Chordata; Testudines; Emydidae.